GAUUCAUUUACUACGACACCUUAUCUAUGUGUGAACUCUACAUUUGACUGAUAAAAUGUGGUGAUUGAUACCAUCAGCUGUUGAUGUGGGAAAACAGCUGGCCAGUUGUUCCCCGCGGAUUUCCCGUCUCGCUUGGCUUUGUGUUCCACCGCCCUGUCUCGCUCUGCCCAGAGGCGAACUAUUCGAAACGGUUAGCUUAUAUAAACGUUGGCGACAAGCAAUAAAUGCCUGGUGUAUAAAUAGGUACUCCGUUUGCAGUACUCCAGAUAAGAUUGCCGGCUGAACUAGUACACGACGCGUUGCAGGGGGUAACACAUGUUGGUGGCUCUGCUGGCGGCUUUCCUAGUGGCCCGUCUGGUGGCCUGGCUAAUCGGCUUGGCCUUGAAAGAGCUGCGACAUCCUUUGCGCGGAGUGGUGCCCUGUGUGUCGAGAUUUCCUCUUGUAGGAUGCGCCUGGCAGAUGCGCAGUUUCCAGCCAGACAGUAAGUUGUGGUUCCAAUUCUUUAAGACUCCUAAUUCCUUUCAGCUUAGUCCAGAUCUCCACGAGAAAUUUGCCGAGUAUGUCCGGCGUUUUGGUAGCAGCUUCAUGGGCUUCGUCUUAGGCCACGUAAUUGUGGUGACAGCGGAGCCCCGUCAUGUGGAUGCACUGCUGCACAGUCAGCAGCAGCUCAGAAAGGGCACCAUGUAUUUGGCCCUACGCGGCUGGCUUGGAAAUGGUCUCCUCCUGAGCCGCGGAGAGGAGUGGCAUACGAUGCGAAAGAUCAUUACGCCCGCGUUUCACUUCAGCAUAUUGGAGCAAUUUAUCGAGGUCUUCGACAGGCAGAGCUCUAGAUUGGUGGACCGUUUGGAGCCCCUAUCCCACGGCAGCUCGGCCGUGAACAUAUAUCCCUAUGUGGGUUUGGCUGCCCUGGACAUCAUUACCGAAACGGCUAUGGGAGUAAGUGUGGGCGCCCAAGGAGAUGUGGAUUCCGAGGUGGUGCACGCCGUCAAAGAUCUGACAAACGUGCUGGCCACCAGGUUCAUGAGACCGCAUCUUCUAUUUCCCCAGCUCUUCCGCCUGUGCUGGCCUAGUGGUUUCAGGAAGCAGCAAGCUGGGGUCAACUGCCUGCAUCAGUUCACGAAUGGAAUCAUAGAGCAGCGCCGCCUCUUGCUGGCCAGGCAGGCCCACCAAGUGGAGCCGGAGAAGCGUCAUGCCCUGCUGGACACUCUCUUGCGGGCUACUGUGGACGGACAAACGCUGACCGACAAGCAAAUUCGCGAUGAGGUGAAUACCUUCAUCUUUGAGGGCCACGAUACCACGACUUCGGCGGUGUCCUUCUGUCUGUACCUGCUUUCCCGCCAUGAGGCAGUGCAGAAACGGCUGUUCGAGGAGCUGAAUGAGCACUACGGCCAGAAUUUGAGCAGGGGAGUAGUCUACUUGGAUUUCGCCGAACUUCCCUAUCUGAACUGCGUGGUCAAGGAGUCUCUGCGACUCUAUCCGCCUAUUCCGGCCGUGGCACGCUGUCUUGAAAAGGAUUUGGCCGUAGACGGCGGCUACGUCCCAGCUGGAACCAACGUGGUUGUACUUCUUUGGCAGCUUCUCCGGGAUGAAACACUCUUUGCCAAUCCCCUGCUCUUUCAUCCGGAGCGCCAUCUGGGAGCAGAGGCCUCCAGACUGGGACCCUACAGCUACAUACCCUUCUCCGCAGGGCCAAGGAACUGCAUCGGCCAAAAGUUUGCUCUGCUGGAGAUGAAAACCAUGGUGAUCAAGAUGGUGCGACACUACCAGCUGCUGCCAAUGGGCGUGGAUGCGCAGCCCUCCAUUAAGAUUGUGCUGCGAUCGAAGACAGGGGUGAAUUUUGGCCUUCGACCGCGGUCGUAUUGAUAUUUUGUGAUUUUAUAAUUAAAACUAAACGUUAAGGAUCAGCUGGCGCCAUGACAGUUUGAAUCAAGCUGCUGUUAUCGAUAACAAUCAGCUGGCAUUUUGAUGGGCCGUUCCAGCUUUUUGCCGCCAAACUGGCUAGAUUUUAAAUUGUGGCAUACGCUAGACUAAUUUUAGAAAAGAGUUUAGGAACAAUUUUGAACUAUUUGUUCAAUGUAAUAAAAAAAUUGUAGUAAAAUA
Molecule: messenger RNA, 2100 nt
Organism: Drosophila biarmipes
Lineage: Eukaryota; Metazoa; Arthropoda; Insecta; Diptera; Drosophilidae
Gene: Cyp4ae1
Product: cytochrome P450 4ae1
Exons: 3
Coding region: 316-1863 (515 amino acids)
Molecular function (GO): heme binding; oxidoreductase activity, acting on paired donors, with incorporation or reduction of molecular oxygen; iron ion binding
Source: RefSeq, a predicted model, not a curated record